Messenger RNA from Acanthaster planci (crown-of-thorns starfish), 4857 nucleotides. RefSeq names its product mitofusin-2-like. The record is from RefSeq and is a predicted model, not a curated record. NCBI's taxonomy places the organism in Eukaryota, Metazoa, Echinodermata, Asteroidea, Valvatida, Acanthasteridae.
UCUUGUUGAACCAACUUCGGCAUGAUCUUUAAUCUGUGGAAUUCCCCUGUAGUCGAGUGUGUGAGUCAUGCGAAUAACCUGAGCAGUCUGGUUGCCAAUUUGAAUAAGCUGUAAUGUUAUUAUUGGUCGUCUGGGUACCAAGCUAAGAUUUACAAUUUUUGUGUGUGUGCUCACUUUGUGCAAUACCAGCUCCAUGCACCCACCUCGCGAAUGAAGAAUCCACCGCUUACCGUUUUACGAUGUUCAGACAGAAACGGACGGUGUCAAAGUCCAGAAAUACUAUGUCCGGCUAUUUCCAACGUACCCACUCUACUGCCACUCAGCCCUCCAGUAUGGAGCCGGAGACUAGCCACAACAAUUCCAGCACUCCCCUCCGGCUCUUUGUCGAUGCCAAGAAGAAGAUCAAUGAAAUCUUUGGGGAGAUUGCCUCACAUACCAGAGAGAGUAAAGAUUUCAUAGUAGGGAUUCCAAGUGACUUUGAUGUGGUGUCGGACGACCUUAUGGAGAAGGUCCAGGGCUUCUGCUCACAGGUUCAGAGCAUCAGAGACGUGCUGGCCAGGGACCACAUGAAAGUGGCCUUCUUUGGCAGAACGAGCAAUGGCAAGAGCAGUGUCAUCAAUGCCAUGCUGAGAGAGAAGGUUCUACCCACUGGUAUCGGUCACACCACCGACUGUUUCCUGUCCGUGGAGGGUAGCGAGACCAAUGAAUCCUACCUACAAAUGGAUGAUUCUACUCAAAAGCUCAGCGUACAGAAUGUUGGUCAGAUGGCCAAUGCUUUGUCCAAUGAGAGAAUUUGUGGCCAGAGCAGUGUUGUCAAAGUCUUCUGGCCCAAGUCUCGAUGCCACCUGCUGCAGAAUGACGUUGUUCUGCUAGACAGUCCCGGCAUCGAUGUGGAGCCAAACCUAGAUCAGUGGAUUGACAAAUACUGUUUGGAUGCUGACGUGUUUGUUCUGGUGUCAAAUGCUGAGUCGACAUUGAUGAGAACAGAAAAGAGUUUCUUUCACAAGGUCAGUGAGCGACUGUCCAAGCCCAACAUCUUCAUCCUGAACAACCGUUGGGAUGCAGCCGCCAACGAACCCGAAAUGGAAGCAGUUAAGAAGCAGCACUUGCAGCGGAACAUAGAGUUCCUGGUGGACGAGUUGAAGGUGGUGACCAGACAGCAGGCCGAGGACCGAGUCUUCUUUGUCUCAGCCAAGGAGGCCCUCAUCACUCGCAUCCCAAAGCCCGCCCACACACCGGACUCAAGUGGCCCCCUUGCUGAAGGCUUCCAGGCCAGGCUCUUUUCCUUUGAAAACUUUGAAAGAAAGUUUGAGGAGUGCAUAUCGCACUCUGCCGUCGUGACUAAGUUUGAGCAGCACGCCAAGCAGGGCAAGCAGAUUGCCGCCUGCACUCAGGACAUCCUGGACGAGGCCCUACAGCAGUCGUCCAAGAAGAGGGCAACGUGUAUUGAGAAACGCAAGGAGCAGACGGAUCGUCUGCAGUACGUCACCACCCAGCUGAAGUUACUGACUGGAGAGUGCAAAGACAAGAUCAAGGACAUCGCUGAACAAGCUGAAACAAAGGUGUCUGCUGCUAUGACAGAUGAGAUCAGGAAGUUGUCGUUGCUCGUUGAUCAGUUUGACCGGACCUUCCAAUCAGACCCACUCGUCAUCAAGGUCUACAAAGAGGAGUUGCAGAAGCACCUGGAGGCAGGCCUUGGGCGUAACUUGGAUGCUAGAUGCACAUCAGCUGUCAUGCAGGACGUACAGCAGGUGCAAGAACAGAUGACAGAGAGUAUGUCAGCUCUGCUUCCCGAUGAGACCAAGGACCAGGUCAGCCGACUCCUCUUCCGGCGAGACUUUGGUCCCAGCUACCGGUUGGAAUGCCAGAACCUCUUUGCCGACUUCUCUGAGAAUGUGGAGUUUCGAUUCUCUCUGGGUUUCACGGCACUCAUGAAUCGCUUCCUAGGGCCAAAGAACACGCGGGUUGCCAUGGCUGGCUUUGCCAAUGUGAUCCCUCGUCCCUUAGCAGCUGCUGGAGCGGAAAGUGGGGCCCGAGGCCAGGAAGAUCUGACGGUUGCCAUGGUAACAGGAUUGGCAUCCCUGACAUCUCGCACCUCCAUGGGGCUGAUGAUUGUAGUUGGUAUUGUCUGGAAGGCUGUGGGGUGGCGCGUGCUGGCAGUAGGGGGCGGUCUGUACACACUCCUCUACAUCUACGAGCGACUGACGUGGACUAACAAAGCCAAGGAGAGAGCCUUCAAGCAGCAGUUUGUCCAGUAUGCGUCCGAGAAGCUCAAACUAUUGGUCAACUUCACCGGAUCCAACCUUAGCCACCAGAUACAGCAGGAGCUGUCAUCAACAUUUGCCCGCUUGUGCCUGGAGGUGGACAACCACACCGACAGUCUGCGGAAGGAGCUGAUCAAGAUGGAGGACGAGAGCCAGAAGCUGGAGGCCAUGAUUGCCAGGGCCAAAGUCCUGAGGAACAAAGCCGGUUGGCUGGACAGCGAGUUAGACCGGUACAUCCACAACUUCUUGAAGCACUGAGGAGCUGUUGGGCACCAGUGACAGUUGCAUGCUUUUAGAAGAACUAGAACUUGGAUCCGGACAAAAAGAUCCUUGGGAAUGGAGCAUUGAUUGUCUUACCCUGGCAAAGUUCCCAAAGCAGUAAUUUUAUUUGGUUUGACCUUCGACCUCAGGCCUGAGUUCAGUUCUUGGCCCAGGUUUGCACUUGGAGCCUUGAGUCUCCAUUUGACUGUGUUCAAUUCUUCUUGGAAUUCAUUCAGUUUAUCUUUGGACAAAGUGUACAAAACUGGGGGGAAAUAUAACAAGGAGUAGUCCAUAAUCGAAAGGUACUUGGCUUUUAAGACAUAAAGGUAUUGAAUUUCCCCUGAGCUGUACAGAAUUUACCCUAGUUUGGAUAUAUAUAUAGCUUUGAACACAAUGAUGUUUCUCACACUGGGAUAACAAAUUUCCUGAAGUGAAACUUUGGUUCCUCAGAUGGAGAGAUGUUGCUGAGAAUCAUGCAUAUCUAGUGGUUCUGUUUUGGGAAUGUGAAUUUUAUUGUUCAACUGGCUUUCAGAAUAAUUGUAGGACCCGUGGUUGAGGGGACAGUUUUUGUCAUCCGGAAAUUUAAGACAGUUUUCGGGACAAAAAAUCUGAGUCCCGUUGAUGAAUUUAUCCUCGGAAAUAACCAUCGUUCAACUCAUUUGGGGUCCCCACGGCUACAGUGCUGGUAGAAAUGUACAUUCCGAUCCUCUGCAAUGAAAUUGUGAAUAAUUCAAUUGAUCAAUUGAAACCCAAAGAGUUAAAAAUCCAUUACAUACCAUUUCAAUUAAAUUGAAUCAUUCUUUACGUACACUGUACAUGGUGCACAUGGCCCAUCAUUAUCCCCAGAUGCGUCCCUACACUGUCAUCCUGCAUUUACUAUGUACUUUAAGGAAACCCUCAACGUAUUGUCUUAUUCUAAAAGUUUGGAAGUGGACUUUAGCAUCCCAUUUCUGAGCAUGGCAGGCAGUCUGUGAUCUAUUAUACUAAUGUAGGGAAACUGUUGAUGGCAGUGUGUGGUUGAAACACAAGCCAAGAAGGAGCACAUUCCAUGGUUGCACCAGUUUGCAUGUGUGUCACACAGUGCAGGUGACUAAUUUUCAGUUGAAUGUGCAUAAACUGUAGCACAGGCAGGCAACAGAAUUUGGCCAAGAUGUACUGUAUCUGCAGGAACUUACUUGGGUCAUGUUUAUUUAAUACAAGCAUAUGUUCUUUACAAUAUGACAUUUACCCCCUCAUGCCACUGUAUUUUUUCUUAUUUUUGAAUAUUGAAUUCACAUCUGGAAAUGCUAAAUAUUAUUUGCAAAGAAUCUGUCAAUUUUAAUGUUGUAAAACUAUCAAAGUUCCCUAGUUUUUCAGUGAAUUUCAGUCUGGUGAAAAAAAGUGUUUUGUCUAUUUUUGUCUUGCCAUUGUUUCAGUGUGAAGGGCGUUUAGUCUUGUCAGCUUAGCCUGUCAUUGUGUGUGUUUAUUCUAUAGGUUGCUUUAUAUACCAACAGUGGUUAAAUGUUUCACUUAACACAUUCAAACAAGUGAGGCCCUAAUUCGGUGGUGUUGUACUCCAAAUUUGUUCGCAUAUAUGCCUUGACUUGUAUGUCAGGAUAUUAACCGAGAGGAUGGAAAAAGGUGGAUUUCUGUAAAGAAUUCAGAUGUGAAGUGAAUACCGAUUAUUUCUUUGCAGAAGAGUGGCCAGUCCGUGAUGUUGAAAAUUCCAAGCACACGAUUUACUUGAUGCACAGGUGGUCCUCUAAUGCCAAUGUGUAUAUCAUAUACUCAGUUUUAAUUUUAACGGCAAUGACCUUGCAUUAUCACAUGAUAUUUGUUUUUACUGUGCACAGUUUAUGUAUGUGCAUUUUGGUCUCUGGCUUCAGGUUUUUUUAGUUCACCAUUUGCCCGUCCAACUUCAGCUGGGACAUUAACAUACCCUUUGACAUAUGCAGGAUUCCGCAUGUAUGUAACAGUUGCAGGAAGUCGAUGAAAUUUCGGGUAAAAGCUUCUUUUUUUUUUAGAGUUCGCUUUUGAAGUUAGAAAAGGACAAAAAUUGGAAGUUUGCAGGGAAAUUUAAAUUUCCUUCCAGAGACCAAAAUGUUGAGUUUACACAAACUGAAAAUGUUAUGAUCAAAAUCAUGUGGGGAGCAGUUCUUAGUAAAAUUGUAAAUUUUCAAACUGUUUACCAAGAAAAUAAGGUAACAGGUCCUGAUAUAGAUUUUCUGUCAACUAUUCAGAAAAUUUUUUCCAUGUGCAAUUUAGUUCUGUGGGGUGGUGUGACUGACACCUUUUGUGAACCAAUACCAAUGAAUUUGUGUAUGGGAAAUAAAUAACAAAGCAAAGGACUGUA